CGAAAACCACAGGAACAGACGAAAAUGCGCUCGCUGUGACGUGACCGUCAUUGCAGGUCUCGCAGGCUCCGAAUCUUCGCUCCACCUUUCGGGUAAACCCUCACAAGAGUUCUCUGGGGCAGUGACAUCAGAAGUUGUAUACUUGAACGAAUACCCGGUCUAACUUGUUUUAAUUGGGUCCCGGUCAGCCUUUUCUGGAUGCCCUCCCCAACCCGUUGUUAUCGGAUCUGCUUUCCUGGCCUGCGUACCACGGCCGUCUUGCCUCGGUCGCCUCCACCCACUCGGCUCCAAAGUCCUAUCAAGCCUCCCCGAUUGCCCCCGUCCUCUAGCCCUGCAUCCUUUUAUAAGCCAGCGCCUCCCGGCUCUUCUCCGUGCAGAUCAUAUUCAUCGGCUUCUUUUUCCAACAUGGGUUCUCUCACUCCUUAUCAGCGCAAACACAAGGUGACCGUGGUGGGUUCCGGUAACUGGGGUACCGCCAUCGCUAAGAUUGUCGCCGAAAAUGCCGCUAGCAACCCAGAUGUCUUUGAAGAGAAGGUUGAGAUGUGGGUGUUCGAAGAGAACGUUGAGAUUGCAAAGGACUCGCCUCACUAUGACCCCGCCAACCCGGGGCCACAAAAGCUUACUGAGGUGAUUAACCGCGCCCAUGAGAACGUGAAGUACCUUGCAGGAAUUCAGUUGCCGGCCAACCUCCACGCAAACCCUUCCCUUGAGGAUGCCGUCAAGGACAGCACCAUCCUCGUCUUCAACCUCCCCCACCAGUUUAUCCACAAGACUUGCCAGCAAAUUCAGGGCAAGAUCCUGCCUUACGCUCGUGGUAUUUCCUGCAUUAAGGGUGUCGAUGUCACAGAGGAUGGUGUCCACCUCUUCUCAGAGACCAUUGGCAAGUCCCUCGGUAUCUACUGUGGUGCUCUUUCUGGGGCCAACAUCGCCAACGAGGUUGCCCAGGAGAAGUGGUCCGAGACCACUGUCGCCUACGACCCCCCGCACAUGGACUCUAAGGCUCCCACCCCACAGCUUUCGCCUUCGGGCUCCCAAACAAACCUGGUCGAGUUUGAGCACAAGGAUGUGUCGGGUAAUAUGUCUACGGUCAAGUUGCAGGCACUGCCCUCGGACUACCCUCCUAUCGACCACAGCGUUCUCAAGUCCCUCUUCCACCGUUCAUACUUCCACGUGCGCGUCGUAAAUGACGUCGCCGGUGUUUCUAUCAGUGGUGCUUUGAAGAACAUUGUCGCUAUUGCCGCCGGCUGGGUUGUCGGUAUGGGCUGGGGUGACAACGCCAAGUCCGCCGUGAUGCGUGUUGGUUUGAAGGAGAUGGUUCUCUUUGGUGAAAUGUUCUUCGGUGCCACUAUUGACCAGCGCACCUUCACCGAGGAGAGUGCUGGUGUGGCCGAUCUUAUUACCAGUUCCAGCAGCGGCCGCAACUUCCGUUGUGCCAAGCUCAGCGUCGAGCGCAACCAGUCGAUUGAGGAGGUUGAGAAGACAGAGCUUAACGGCCAAAGUCUUCAGGGUACAUUGACCGCCUUAGAGGUCAACAAGUUCUUGAAGAAGAAGGGCCUGGAAGACAAGUUCCCUCUUUUCACUGCCGUCUUCCGCAUUCUGGAUGGUAGUAUGAAGGUUGCAGAUAUCCCUGCGUACAUUGAGCGGUAAAAACUCCUCUUUUCGGCCUCUUUUUUUUAAGUGUGUGUCGUUAAUUGCGGGAAUUUGGUUCAUUUUUAGCCCUCCGGUGUCGCGUACUUCGAAUUCUUCUUCUGAGACUCCUGGUGAGAACGGCGAUGAUGGCGCUCGGUAUGCUGCCCGACUUUAAGUGGGGGAAAAUAGGGUUUGGGAUGGCUUGUAGAUAAAGAUUACGAUUGUACUUACGCAUCUAUACGAAUGAUUUACAAUAGACUUUCACGAUAACCUUCUGUUGCC
Penicillium pulvis is the source of this 1911-nucleotide messenger RNA. RefSeq names its product glycerol-3-phosphate dehydrogenase family protein. Gene Ontology annotation, cellular component: cytosol; nucleus; glycerol-3-phosphate dehydrogenase (FAD) complex. The record is from RefSeq and is a predicted model, not a curated record. Gene Ontology annotation, biological process: carbohydrate metabolic process; glycerol-3-phosphate catabolic process. Gene Ontology annotation, molecular function: NAD binding; glycerol-3-phosphate dehydrogenase [NAD(P)+] activity. The transcript has 3 exons. NCBI's taxonomy places the organism in Eukaryota, Fungi, Ascomycota, Eurotiomycetes, Eurotiales, Aspergillaceae. Bases 199 to 1647 code for a protein of 482 amino acids.